Messenger RNA from Fukomys damarensis (Damara mole-rat), 6003 nucleotides. RefSeq names its product FKBP prolyl isomerase 15 (gene Fkbp15). The record is from RefSeq and is a predicted model, not a curated record. The transcript is spliced from 29 exons. Gene Ontology annotation, molecular function: peptidyl-prolyl cis-trans isomerase activity. Gene Ontology annotation, cellular component: growth cone. Bases 95 to 3745 code for a protein of 1216 amino acids. Lineage: Eukaryota; Metazoa; Chordata; Mammalia; Rodentia; Bathyergidae.
AAAGCAGCACGCCGCCGCGGCGUUUUACGACGUCCGCGGUGACAGGCCCCGGGAACAUCCGGCCUCCUCCGCCUCAGGGGCAAAAGCCAACGCUAUGUUCGGUGCCGGGGACGAGGACGACACUGACUUCCUCUCGCCGAGCGGCGGUGCCAGAUUGGCCUCUCUUUUUGGACUGGAUGAGGCAUCUGCUGGCCAUGGAAAUGAAUUCUUUCAGUACACAGCCCCAAAACAGCCUAAGAAAGGCCAGGGAACAACAGCAACAGAAAAUCAGGCUCCAAAACCAGCACCAACCACUCCAGGCACUUCCAUUGUGUUGGUUGCAACAGCAGUUCAUGCUUAUCGAUACACAAAUGGUCAAUAUGUAAAGCAGGGAAAAUUUGGUGCUGCAGUCCUGGGGAACCACAUAACCAGAGAGUAUAGGAUUCUUCUUUAUAUCAGUCAGCAACAGCCAGUUACUGUUGCUAGGAUCCAUCUGAACUUUGAGCUAACGGUUCGGCCCAAUAACUACAGCACCUUUUAUGAUGACCAGAGGCAAAACUGGUCCAUCAUGUUUGAGUCAGAGAAGGCUGCUGUGGAAUUCAAUAAACAGGUGUGCAUUGCUAAGUGCAACAGCACCUCCACCUUGGAAGCAGUGCUCUCUCAGGACCUCAUUGUGGCAGAGGGCUCUGCUGUAGAAGCAGGAGACUCUUUGGAAGUGGCCUAUACUGGUUGGCUCUUUCAAAAUCAUGUUCUGGGCCAGGUUUUUGACUCCACUGCUGUCAAAGAUAAAUUGCUUCGCCUGAAAUUAGGAUCAGGAAAAGUCAUCAAGGCCUGGGAGGAUGGAAUGCUGGGCAUGAAAAAAGGAGGAAAGCGGUUGCUCAUUGUCCCUGCUACCUGUGCGGCUGGCUCCGAAGGGGUAAUAGGCUGGACUCAAUCAGCAGACUCUGUCUUGGUGUUCGAGGUGGAGAUUAAGCGGGUGAAGUUUGCCAGAGAUUCUGGCUCUGACGGGCAUAGUGUUAGUUCGCGGGACUCUGCGGCCCCUUCUCCCACACCUGGUGUAGACAGCCACUCUGCGGAGCCUGUUGUGUCACCACCCACAUCAAUGCCUUUCAGAUCAGGGGAACUGGCUCUUCAUACCAAAUCUAACUCCCUGAGUGAACAGCUUACAAUAAACUCAAGUCCUGAUACAGUCAAAGCCAAAUUAAUCUCUCGGAUGGCUAAAAUGGGCCAGCCCAUGCUGCCCAUCCUUCCACCACAGCUGGAUUCCAACGACUCCGAAAUUGAAGAUUUGAACACUCUUCGAGGACCUGGGCAGCCCCUGGUGACACCACCCAUCCAGCCCUCUCUUCAGCCAGCCCAUCCCGUGUUACCACAGAUGACCUCACAGGCACUUCAGCCAUCUGUUUCUGGGCUUCAAGCUCCCUCUGCUGCCUUAGUGCAAGUUGCAUCUCUCGAUUCUCACUCGGCUGUAUCUGGAAAUGCCCAGUCCUUCCAGCCCUAUGCAGGUACACAAGCCUACGCGUAUCCCCAGACAGCCUCAGUCACCUCGCAGCUGCAGCCUGUUCGGCCUUUGUACCCAGCACCGCUCUCCCAGCCUCUCCAUUUACAAGGAUCGGGUGACAUGGCUUCAUUUCUCAUGACUGAAGCCAGGCAGCAUAAUACAGAAAUUCGAAUGGCAGUCAGCAAAGUGGCUGAUAAAAUGGAUCAUCUCAUGACUAAGGUUGAAGAGUUACAGAAGCAUAGUUCUGGCAAUUCCAUGCUUAUUCCUAGCAUGUCAGUUACAAUGGAAACAAGCCUGAUUAUGAGCAACAUCCAGCGAAUCAUUCAGGAAAAUGAAAGAUUGAAGCAGGAGAUCCUUGAGAAGAGUAGUCGGAUAGAAGAACAGAAUGACAAGAUUAGUGAACUAAUUGAACGGAAUCAGAGAUAUGUUGAGCAGAGUAACCUAAUGAUGGAGAAGAGGAAUAACUCACUUCAAACAGCCACAGAAAACACACAGGCAAGAGUAUUGCAUGCUGAGCAAGAGAAGGUAAACGGAAUUCUUGUCUCCUUUGGGAAGAAAACUCAAAAUCUCCCAACAGAUUCCAUAUAUUCAUCAUGCAUACCUCUGUUUUGUAAUAUGCUGUGCAAAUUCAAGUUCCUGGAGGGCAAAGUUAGUGUCUUACUCAUCUGUCUUGGGAAGGGCCACUGGAACACCACAUUGCCCCUUAAGUUCUGCAGCGAGUCUCUCUGCUCUUCUCUCCUAGAGCUUCAAGAAGCCUCUGCACAAACCCAGUCCAAAUUCAAAAAUGAAAAGCAGAGCCGGAAGCAGCUAGAACUCAAGCUGACAACUCUGGAGGAAGAACUGUCAGAUCUUCGGGCUGAGAAGGAGUCCCUGGAAAAGAACCUCUCAGAAAGGAAAAAGAAAUCAGCUCAAGAGCGCUGCCAGGCUGAGGAGGAGAUAGAUGAGAUCCGCAAGUCACACCAGGAGGAACUGGACAAACUUCGACAGCUCUUGAAAAAGGCUCGAGUGUCCACAGACCAAGCAGCUGCAGAGCAGCUGAGCCAAGUGCAGACUGAGCUACAGACCCACUGGGAAGCAAAGUGUGAGCAUCUUUUGGCCUCUGCCAAGGACAAGCACCUGCAGCAGUACCAGGAGGUGUGUGCGGAGAGGGAUGCCCACCAGCAGAAGCUGACAUAUCUUCAGGAAAAGUGUUUAGCCCUUCAAGCCCAAGUCACAUCCCUCAUAGAACAAAAUGAACAGCACAUCAAGGAGCUAGAGAAGAACAAAUCUCAGAGGUCUGGGGUCGAAGUGGCUGACCCCUCAGAGAAGGUCAAGAAGAUCAUGAACCAGGUGUUCCAGUCAUUACGGGGAGAGUUUGAGCUGGAGGAAUCCUACGAUGGCAGAACAAUUCUGGGGACCGUCAUGAGUACAAUCAAGAUGGUGACUUUGCAGCUGUUGAACCAGCAGGAACGAGAACAGGAAGAGAGCAGCAGUGAGGAAGAAGAGCAGCCUCAGAGACCAUCCCAGGAGCAGUCAGGCCCAGCCAUUCCUAGGCUGUCUCCACCCCUGGUUAAGGAGAGACAGGAGGCCCCAGUGGUGCCAAAGGAGCAGGUAGUUGAGGAGGCUGUCUCGUUGCCUCUGCAGGCACUCGCCACAUCCCAGGAUGAUGUACAGAGAAGGGAAGGGCCAUCCUCAGAAGCAGAGGCGCUCUCAGAGAUCGAAGAUGGUUCUCUCCCACCUGAAGCAGCUUGCAUUCCAGCCCACAGAUUUCUGGGGCUGCCAACUUCAAUUCCCCCUAAGCCUCCAGGUCCCGUAACUAUAGACUCUGAGUGUGAGGAGACACUUGCUGCCUCCCCAAUGGCAGCCAAGCCUGACAACCCACUGGGAAAGGUGCAUGUUGGAGAAACAGCCCCACAUGGCCCUCUACAGGAAUGCUCUGCGACAGUGUUACUGACUCCAGACCCAGAGAAGGGGGACCCACCAGCAUUGGAGCCUGAAAGCCCAGGAGAUAAGGAUGUCACUGGUCUGUGUGAAGCACUAUCAAGCACAGAGGCCAGUUCUGUAGCUACAGAGGCCACCUUCGGACCCAGCCACAACUCUCAGCAUUCCAGUUUUUCUGGAGACAAAGAGGAAGAACUGUUUCAAGGAGCAACUUUGAAACUUCCAAGGCCCAAAGCACAGCCUGAAGAGGAGGAUGAAGAUGAGGUGAGCAUGAAGGGACGCCCGCCCCCAACACCCCUUUUUGGAGAUGACGAUGAUGACGAUGACAUUAGCUGGCUGGGAUGAAGACCCAGGAAACUGGUGCACAGAUUUCUCUACCGGCCCUUCCCAAUAAGCAUGAUUUUGCACAGCCAGCCCUGGGUCUAGGCGAGCCACAGGGUGAGGUCAAGGUGAGCAGUUCAGAUACCUGAGUUAGCCUCUCAGGAGCCCCCACCUGGCCUGGUGAAGAAGAUCAUGACUCUGUCUUCACAGCUGGUAUUUGGGAGCAGCCCACUAUGGUCUUGCCUGCAAGGUCCAUGUGGAGGAAGGGCUGCAAGGUUCCUCUCCAGCUAGUCACCCACAAGAGUCCUGCCCUCUCCCAAGCUUUUUCUUCUCUUCAUUCACUCAGAAUGACCUGAGGGUCCUACUUCAUCUGUCAGCCCAGCUGUGCCCCAGCAGUAAGAUCUGUCACCAGGGUGUCUCAGUGGAGAAACAAGGGGAAACCACACCAUCUCCUUCCCUGUUCAGUCAGCAGCCUGGCUGCUCUCCUAGGAUAUGUAUCUUUUUUCUCUGCCUUAAGUCUUAUAUAAGAGUUCAAUGAGUAUUUGAAAUUAACAAAACUAAAAUAAAUGACUAAUGAAACUUGACUCGGCCCUUGGGGAAAAAUUGGUUCUAAGGGCUGUCGGUGCUUCUCUUUGGAAUCUAAGGGUGGGAGUUAUAAAUAGACCUGUUAAUGUGCACAAAAUUGUCAUGACCCCGUUCCCUCUGGUGCCUAAACCUUCCAAAGAAGGGUGCCACUAGCUAUCCCAGCUCCUCCCAGCUGCAUAAGGCUUAGGGACUCGUGGUUAUGAGGACUGGUCCUUAAACCACUUCUCCUGGGUAGGCUGUUUGAGAAGGUGGGAGGGUUCCCAGUUCCUGUUGUUCUUGGCACCUGAAAGAUUCUUCACUUUGGGAGCAGCUUCCAUUUUCUCUGAAAGUGGGGUCAGGAUUAAUGCAGAGGACAGCAGUGAGAAUGUAUUUAUGACCAUUUUAUUCAUUUUAGGGUUUUCCAGAGACCAUGUAACUAGUCUUCAAAAAUAAAAAUAUUGCUGACUUUAAAUGUUUGUAAGAUAGGAACCUGUCUGGGAGAGAUAAUGCACUCCUGUAAUCCCAGUAUUUGGGAGCCUGAGACAGGAGGACACUAUGAGUUCAAGGCCAGCCUGGGCUACAUAGAGUUCAAGUCUAGCCUAAACCACAUAGCAAGAUCCUGUCUGAGUGUGUGAUAGGAACCUGAAUUCCACUGUUUGGCCCCGUAUCACCUUUGUAGGCUUUGUGCCUGUCUCCCCAGCGUGGGCCUGGAAGGCAUUGAGAAUAACCAGGUAUUAACUUUUGUUAUUUUAACAAAUACAUGCUGCUGGCUGGCUCUGUACAUAGACUGUUUCUGUCUCCAGCGGCCACUGCAGAAGACAUGAAGUGUUACUCCCUUUUACAGAGAAGACUCAGGCUUAGAGAAGUAAAGUAACCUCUCCAAAAUUAUACAGCCAGUAAGCCAUAGAAAAAGAGAUUCAAUUCCUUGCUGUCUGAUUGGACAGCCUGGCUCUAGGUCACCACCAUUGCCAGACUGUCAUUGGGUUAGGAGGAACAAGUUAUGCAGAAAAGACUAAGAUUGUACAUAUAUCAACUCCCCAGAUGACUGUAUUCAUUAUAUAUCCAAACACACACUAAUAAAAUAUGGACUUCUAGGCCCUUCCUGGCAUCUCAGGUGAGAGAAUUCUACCCCUUUAUUGUAAGAUACAAAUACAAGUUUUUCAGUCUUUGCUUCAUUAUUCCAUGAGUGUUGUGUGGCCUCAGCCAAGUUACUUACCUUUUCAUCUUCAGCCCUCUCAUGAAAACAGAGCUGAAGAAAGAUUCUAGCUGGGCAUGGUAGCACAUGCCUGUAAUCCCAGCACUUUGGAAGGCCAAGUUAGCAGGAUCACAAAUAUAAGCCCAGCCUGAGUAAUUAGCUGACACUGUGUCAAAAUUUAAUAAAGGCCAGGGUGGUAGAUCAGUGCAAAGGCUCUGGGGUCUUUAGUACAAAAAAAAAAAAAUAGAAAAGGAAAAAACCAAAAUGAAAGCUGGCUUUGUGGCCUAUAGCUGGGUGAGUAGUUUUUUUUUCAACUUCCUCAUCUAUAAAACAGGAAUAGUUCCUGUUUUUGUUGUGAGAAUUAAAUGAGUUAAUGUUUGUAGAAUACUUAGAACACUGGCUGGCACACAGUAACUACUAAUAUAGAUGUUAAAUUUUAAAAAAUUGGCCAGGUAUGGCGGUACUUACCUGUAAUGCCAAUAUUUGAGAGGCAGAGGCAGGAGGAUCAUUAAUUAGUUUGAGG